Molecule: messenger RNA, 225 nt
Organism: Letharia columbiana
Lineage: Eukaryota; Fungi; Ascomycota; Lecanoromycetes; Lecanorales; Parmeliaceae
Exons: 1
Coding region: 1-225 (74 amino acids)
Source: RefSeq, a predicted model, not a curated record
AUGCGAGCUCAUGAUCGAAUCUCGCAAGCGGUACAAAACCCAGAGCCUCCGAGCGAGACUGGCCAAUCGAAACCACAACUGCUAGCAAUGGAUAUGGAUAGUUUUGUGCCCGAGACAAGGGUGGAUGAGUCGGAAUAUAUGUCCUGGGUCAACUGGGAAUCCUUUGUGCAGGAUGUUGGUAACUUUAAUGAGCAAGAUAUGCUAGACUCGUCAUUUGUGGUUUGA